AUGAUGUUUAAUGCCUCUAGAGUAAGCUAUGCGAGCAGUACAAAGUCAUCUAGAUUGGAGCCCGAUGGCUCUUCCAGCUUUGCAGCUGGUAACAGUUUUUCUUCCAGUUCGAAGGGCUCGUCUGGGUGCUUUUGGUCGCUGGAUUCAACAGAAAGCUUUGGUAGCUAUACUUCCAGUCCAACCCAAAACUCAACGAAAGUGACUUUGGUACCGGCAGGCACUGACAUGUCUACAUUCACAAAUACAGCGACAAGCGAAACGCCGAGUUUUACCACAGACGCCAUUUCCACCACAAGAAGCCUGCAUCAGGGCAAGACAGCCGUGAGCUACACCCGCAGUUAUGUAAUAACUGAGUCCUCUACGACCUUUACAACGCAGCUAACCAGAGUUUCGGUUCUGAAUACUAACAAGGCCGCUACGUUUACAGCACCAACAGCGGCCGUUACCACGGACGUGGCUUUUUACAACCGUUGGCUAAGUGGGACGCUCGACUCGGGCCAGUCGAGUGGCUCUAUCUCUGCAGGCCAUCGAAAUGCUAUAAUCGCUAGUGUGUUGGGCAGCGUGGGUGGGUUUUUCAUAGCAGCGACGCUUAUAUGGGCGAUAGUCUUUUGGCGGCGUAAGAAGCGAGUAGCCUCGACGCAGGGCUUCAGUCAUGAGAUUGGGUGUCGUGUCGAUGAUCCCGCCAACAUGGACAAUGAUGCAUACGCAGCACCAAACCGCAGUACCACGAACAGGUCGUCUGACGAGGAUGAAGAGUUUUUGAAAAGCAAAUACAGCUCAUUUGGACGCAAAUUGCCAUUGUGGCGCAAAAGCGAUGCGAAACCCAAACCUCAUAAUUCUCAAGAGCAGUCCGCCGGACCUGAACAACCACGCGCGAAAGGAAACCCAUUUCAAGACGAGUUCGAUUUCCAGAAACGACUUCCUCUGCUGCCUCCGGUACCGACCCGCUCUUCUCCGCUGCAAACGAACUUUUCUUACCCCAGUGAAGACACGUCUUCGAUUUCAGGCACAGACUCGGAUUCUUCAUCAUCUAUCCAGCUAUCAAGACCCAAUGCGGUCGCUCGAAGUACUCAAAGUUUCUUGAGAGAGGUGCUGUGA
This is a messenger RNA of Lachancea sp. 'fantastica', 1098 nucleotides long. Lineage: Eukaryota; Fungi; Ascomycota; Saccharomycetes; Saccharomycetales; Saccharomycetaceae. The record is from the annotation of a GenBank genome assembly.